Molecule: messenger RNA, 547 nt
Organism: Dermatophagoides farinae (American house dust mite)
Lineage: Eukaryota; Metazoa; Arthropoda; Arachnida; Sarcoptiformes; Pyroglyphidae
Source: RefSeq, a predicted model, not a curated record
UGUCUUGUUGUGUUUGUGUGAUAUAUUCGAUUAUAUUUGUCCUGAUCGUUUUUUCUUUUGGAAAGAUUGAAAAUUUUUUGAAUAAUCCAAUUUAAAACGAUGGCCAAUUUACUUCGUACCGCUUAUAUUCGUCGUGCAAUGAUGAUGAAUCCGACAUUGUUCAAGUACACCGCAAUUCGAGCAUUAUCGGCUGCACCGGCACCAAAACCAAAUCCACAUGGCUGGAAAUCAUGGAAAGAUAUACCGGAUUCUGAAUUGCCAGCAUGUCCAGAUCCAACGAAUCCAUUGUAUGAAUUGCAGCAAUAUAAAAAUAUUCAAAAGAAACGUAUCUGGUAUCAGAUGAAUGAACAUAUUCCAAUCUAUUUCCGUGAAGGAACCAAGGAUAAAGUUUUGGUUUCACUUUAUGUUGUCAUGUUGUUUUCACUAUUAUCAUAUGAAUAUUAUAUGAUUGUUACAAAGGUUGCUGUUUGAACACAAAAAAAAAUAACAACAGACCGUGAUGGCUAAAAAAAAGUGAAUGAAUGUGUUAAAUUCGAAAAAAAAUAGA